Trichoderma asperellum CBS 433.97 is the source of this 1961-nucleotide messenger RNA. RefSeq lists its product as uncharacterized. Gene Ontology annotation, molecular function: zinc ion binding; DNA-binding transcription factor activity, RNA polymerase II-specific; DNA binding. Lineage: Eukaryota; Fungi; Ascomycota; Sordariomycetes; Hypocreales; Hypocreaceae. Gene Ontology annotation, cellular component: nucleus. The record is from RefSeq and is a predicted model, not a curated record. Gene Ontology annotation, biological process: regulation of DNA-templated transcription; DNA-templated transcription.
CGCCUGAGCUGUUGGGGCAUUGCAGCGAAGCUUUCUAGGCUUUAAUAGGAUAAAACAACUCUUAAAAAGCGACAAUGACACUGUUCCGCCGCUCAGGUAGGGAGCCGGAAGAGCCGUUUUACUCGCAAGAUCAAGCCGCGCCGGCCUCCAGAGUUUGUGAUAAUUGCAUUCGGAAGAAAGUCAAAUGUGAUCAAGGACGACCAACAUGCUCUCGCUGCUUGGAGCGUGAUCAUGCAUGCACUUACUCCUCGGCUCGGCGCAAACCUGGCCCACGGCGAGGGUCACGCCGAGGUACUUUUUCAAAGCAGAGCGGCGUACAACGAAGCUCUGGGCACUACAGUGACCCGCCAAGUCUGGACAACUUAGAGCACAUAGAGCUCUAUGAUACGUUACAUGGCCUCAUCCAAAAUGGUGGUCAAUUUGAAGAGCACCAACAAUCCAUUGAGAGACCAUCAGGACCAUCUAUCUCUUCCGAGGGAAGAAUAACUGCGGAAGAGGAAAAGUAUCUAUUGCAGGAAUUUUGGAUCACAAUUCAUCAUGCUAUUCCACUCUUUUCCAGCCCAAGUAGCUAUGCAGAUUCUACGCAGAGUCAUGACAUGGCACGAACAAUCUCAUUGCUAACAGCCAAACUGGUACAAUUCUCAUUUACUUCACUUGACGCAACAGAACUUGAAUCUCAGAUCGAGAGACUCCUUAGCUCAGGUGCUUUGCAAGAGGAAUUAUUAGGAAACUCACCAUCAUUGGACCAGUUGCGUAAAGCUUGUUUAUUGUCAUUUUACGAAUUUCAUCAGUUCCCCGGGCAACAGGCGUGGAUGAGAAUCGCAAAGCUAGUGCGAAUAGCGUAUUGGAUCGGCCUUGAUCGUUUCGAUACCAAGCAGAGGGUCUUUCCUGAUAGAGAGGGUAUGACCCAAGAGAAAAUUGACGAUUGGAGACUAUUAUGGUGGUGCAUAUACCGUCUUGACUCAUAUGCGAACCUGGCCUCCGGGACGCCAUAUAUGGUUGAGGAAGGAAUUAUUCGGACUUCGCUGCUCAAAACUGCGACAUCAAGAUUGCAACUGGCCCCUGAAUUCGCUACAUUGAAAGACCUGCUAUUCUUGCCGCCCUCUUUGAACCACCUGAAGAGCCUCUUGCCAGCUAUCGCUUCGGAUCUACCAGAGACAGUAGAUUUUAAUACUCACUUACUUACUGUUACAGCGAUGCGGCAGGUCGGGCGUGGUUUGAGGCAGUACCUCUUGAAUAAGUACGAAGGCUCCAAGGAUCGGCCAAAGGAACUGCAAGAUCAACUUUCACUGCUUAUACUUUCCCUCCCGCCCCAUUUUCUCAAUCCUAUGCGCAAUGCCUUGCAAAAUGAAAUGCCUAUGAUGCAUCAUGCUAGAUUGGUGGCAAUCCUUCACCUCCACAUGUCAAAAAUUUUAAUUGCUCUCCUGAGCUGCGGGCAAUGCGCUGCGGGCGAAGAGUGGCUGCUGGCCUGGCAACAAGUUUUAGAAACAGCCGAGAAUAUUGCGACAAUUUUGGCUCAAUGGAAUCCUACAUAUUCUCUAUGUGUAGACCCUGCAAUAUGUUUCAUAAUAUUUACUGCUCUUAUAUUUGUUCACGUUCAUACUAAGUCGGACAUGGUUUCAUCUUCCUAUCUGUCCAAUUAUGAGCAUCAUGAAUCCGUUCUACUCGUUCAGUUGGAGCAUUUUGCUAGACACUGGACAUUAUCAAGGCUUCUUAUCCUAUCUUUCAAGGGUGUUAAAGAAACAUUAAAAAGUCCAUUGUCAAGUCGGCAUAUCCAGUAUAUUAUCUCUAACUUUGAAGCACCACUACACCCCAGAUGGUUACGAUUUCUUUCAUCCAUCCAAACAAAUGUUGAAAACUGUGCCUAGUUGGUAAUAGCAGCUCCGACUCUGUUUCAGAAAAGGGUGUCCAGCGAUCUCAAUCGUGCCACUAAAAAUUGAAGCUUCUUGGGCUAUUGUGGC